Molecule: messenger RNA, 1385 nt
Organism: Juglans microcarpa x Juglans regia
Lineage: Eukaryota; Viridiplantae; Streptophyta; Magnoliopsida; Fagales; Juglandaceae
Exons: 6
Coding region: 368-859 (163 amino acids)
Source: RefSeq, a predicted model, not a curated record
AACCGGUGCGAAACCAGCUGACACGUCAGCCGAUAAUUAAAUAAUUAAAAAAAAAAAAACUCAAACUCAAAACGAGUGAAAUAUUCGGGAGAAAUGGAGGGAAAAUAAAAACAAUCUUUCGAAGAACCCCCGAAAUGUUUACUCUGAUUGUAUCUUGGUCUGUGGUCGCCGCCGUCGCCUUCUUUACGGGUCCGAAAGCACACUGGUCACUGAGUGAGGAGGUGCUUGGUACGAGAUAAAGUAGUUGCUUGCAGAGAGAAAGAUUCAGAAAUACAAGAUUUGAAGGAAAAGAUAGUGAAACUCAAUAGCUACGGCAGGCAGUUGGAGAAGAAAAAAACAGAACUUAUACAAAAGGUGAAGUCACAACAUGGAAAAAGGAAAAGAACAUUCAUCUACCAUAAGACCAUCUACCUCAAAUCCCCCAUCUGUGGACAUACCAUCAACUUCUCCAAACAUCCCAAUGCACGGUUACUAUCGACCCUCAUCCGCGGAUAUACCAUCAAUUUCUCCAAACAUCCCAAUGCACGAUUUCUAUGGAGCAGUGCCUGUGUGGUCACCAGGUUUUCUCCCAUUUCCCGCUGUCAACCAAUAUCCAAGCAAUAUACAGAAUGCUAGUUACCCAUUUCAACAUGGCUUGGAAAGCCAGUUGUCUCUCAGCAAUACCUCCGUUACAAGCAGAUUUCUGGGUACGGAGGAUACUAGACCCUUAGUUGGGGAAACUCAAUCGGCAGCUACAUCUUCUAGAGUUGAAGAAAUUCAUCUUGAUAGACGAGAUGCACAAGAAAUCGAGUGUGGUAGUGCCGAAACAUCUCAGAAAGUGGAAAUGGAUGGUGAUGAUGAGCCCGUUUCGGGGAUGUAAUUUAAUUCAUUAGAAGAUUUAAUGAGUUAUUAUAAGGAAUAUGGCAAAAAAUGCGGGUUUGGGGUGAUGAAAAAAAGGAGUGAGAGGGGAGAGGAUGAGACUGUGAGAUAUGUCACUCUUGCCUGUGCCUGUGGAGGGAAGGCCCGGAAUAGGACUAUAAAUGUCGCCAACCCACGUCCGACAGGAAAGACGGAAUGUAAGGUAAAAAUUAAUGCCUUAAAAGUUGCUGACGGAAAGUUUUGGCUGACUACAGUUCACAAUCUCCACAACCACAGCCUCAGUCCAAAGAAAUCUCGCUUCUUUUGAUGUAAUCGAGAAGUGAGUGAAUCUGUUAAAAGGGUCCUAGAUACAAAUGAUUUGGCCGGCAUCCGAAUGAAUAAGAGUUUUGGGUCUCUUGUUGUUGGCGCAGGUGGUUUUGAGAACCUCCCGUUUUUGGAAAAGGAUUGUCGUAACUACAUCGACAAGGCACGACAUCUACGAUUGGGCGCAGGUGGUGCUGGAGCGCUUCGAGGCUACUUUCUACGAA